AUGAGUCCGUUCCUUUCCAAGGCGUAUGCCUUCCUAUUCUUGUCGCUCUUUUCCCUCGUCUUGGCCCAGAGCGACAACGGCUACAUCGGCUACGAGCUGCAUAAGCGCGGCGACCCCGAGUCCGUCAUCUACGAGACGGCCGACACGCCUGGUGUUGUGCUCCCCGAGGAACCCGAUGUGUACCUGAAUGCCUCCGUGUCGGUCGGCGAGAUCGAUAUCACGGUCGAGAACAUCACCGCAAAAUUAAAUUUGGACGCCAAGGUUCUCAACUUGCUGCAUUUCACCGCUGGCGUGGACGCCUCGAUCGACAGGGUCUCGCUGCAAAUCCAGAACGUCUCGGCCAAGGUCCUGCUGGAGGCCCGGCUGGGGAAUGUCGUGCAGAUGAUCGGAGACGUCCUGAACGUCAUCGACCUGAACCCCAUCGUCGCAACGUUAGGAAACUCGGUCAACAGCAUCGUGGGCAACGUCACAGACGAUCUGGGAAGCACAAGCUCGACCACCUCAUUGGCCGCGACAUCAGCCUCCGCGACCAACACGAGGCGCGAGCUGCAGGACUACAACAUGAAGCACAACAUCCUCUACUCGGUGAACAACUACUCGGGCGAGAAGCACACGAACCGCAUCCUGGCGCAGAACGGCAGCAUCUACGACCAGUACCUCGACAACGACGGCAACGAGCACGGGCGCCGGGUCGUGGGCUCAUACAGCCGCGACAUGACCUUUACCGGCCACAACCGGUCCAUCACGAUGAAUGGAAGCACGGAGCUCGAGCUGGGCUACAAGUACACGCCCUUCGCGGGCCUGCAGAUCAUGGCGAACAUCUAUGUCAAACCCUGGGGCCAGGUGGUCAACACGCAGAUCAUCGCUGAGGCCGAAGGCGGCGGUACUAGCACCAUUAGCGACGAUGCGGAUAUAUGA
This is a messenger RNA of Anthostomella pinea, 918 nucleotides long. The record is from the annotation of a GenBank genome assembly. Lineage: Eukaryota; Fungi; Ascomycota; Sordariomycetes; Xylariales; Xylariaceae.